Molecule: messenger RNA, 1146 nt
Organism: Suillus subaureus
Lineage: Eukaryota; Fungi; Basidiomycota; Agaricomycetes; Boletales; Suillaceae
Exons: 1
Coding region: 177-1034 (285 amino acids)
Source: RefSeq, a predicted model, not a curated record
UCAUACCUUGUCACGCAUGAACGGCGAAACAGGUUCCUAGCAGUCAUCAGGACAUAUAUUUAACCCAUUCGUUCCUAUGUAAUUUCUUCCACCUGCCUACAUUUAUCUGACAAGCUUGUUAAACCAUCGACAGUUCACAAUCUCGAUACAUCUAUUCAUCUUGAUAAGCUACAUGAAUGGCUAUUGAAGAGGUCUGCCGCAUAUUCCGAGAGCACCUGCGGGAAAGCGUCCCGCAUCGACUAAUCGCGAUAUCAAAGAUGGAAGUCGUAGAACAACCAUGGGUAGAAGAGCUAUACAUGCCAUCUAUCAAGGCCGUGACGGAGAGAGAUAUAGAACAACACACAUUCUACCCGAAUCAGAGAAGGGACGAAGCGAUCCGAAAUAUCGUGAAAGGCAUAGUCAAAUACGCCGUUCUGUCUCACAGAUGGUGCCGCGAAGGAGAGGUGACGCUGCAGGAGAUGACAUCAGGUGGCACAAAGCUCGGGAAGCUCUCGAGCCGUCACAAAUUGGCAAACUUCUGUCAGAGGGCAGCAGAGUACGGUUGUGGCUUCGCCUGGGCAGACACGUGCUGUAUUGAUAGGUCCAAUCCCCCUCCAGAAGAGCUCGAUAAAGCCAUACCUCGGAUGUUCAGGUGGUAUCGCAAUGCGCAUGUCUGCAUUGUCCACCUUGCGGAAUCAUCCACAUUGGACGACUUCCUGCGCGACUCUUGGUUUUUACAAAUUUGGACUUUGCAAGAACUUCUCGCCCCAGUCAGAGUCAAAUUUUAUGGACGAACAUGGAGCCCGAUCCACAAUAUACGAGCCGACAACGACAAAGCUGACCAGAAGUUGUUAGCCGCGCUUUUCACUGGCACUGGAAUUCCGGUGCAAGACAUCCGAUGUUAUUGGGCAGGAACGGAAAGAGUGCGCGAGAAGCUCAUGUGGGCAUCUCGCCGGACUUCACGACAAGUAGAGGAUAGCGCUUACUCACUGCUGGCACUUUUCGACUGUGCAUAUGCACGUCGAGUAUGGAAUAGGAGACGAAGCAUUUGGUAGAUUGAUGGAAGUGCUCCUGUCCGAGAAGCCAGGAGUGCGAUAUACUUGCCUGGGCUGGCAUAGCAUCCACCAGAUACAUGUUCUUGCCACCGUCAGCACAGGGAUAUAGCGC